Tarenaya hassleriana is the source of this 1492-nucleotide messenger RNA. Its product is annotated as (Z)-3-hexen-1-ol acetyltransferase-like. Lineage: Eukaryota; Viridiplantae; Streptophyta; Magnoliopsida; Brassicales; Cleomaceae. The record is from RefSeq and is a predicted model, not a curated record.
UUUCUAGUAAAUAAUACAACCAUAUCACAGUUGAGAAUGCAAUAAAACCCUCGUCCCCCUUCCUUUGAAUUCAAACGUGAGUAAAUUGUGUUAACCAAACGAAUGUAUGGAGCUACGACCGGCCACGUUGGUGUUCAAAGUUCACAGGAAGAAGCCGGAGCUUAUAUCUCCGGCGAAGCCAACGCCACGGGAACUCAAGAUUCUCUCCGACAUUGAUGAUCAGUACGGUCUAAGGUACCAUCUCCGCGCUAUCUUUGUCUACAGACACAACCCUAUCAAAGGGGCAAAUAAUAACAACAAUGAGAACGUUCCUGCUCUGGUGAUUCGUAAAGCGUUAGCCGAAACGCUGGUUUACUAUUACCCGUUUGCCGGCCGGCUCCGGGAAGGGCCUAACCGGAAACUGAUGGUGGAUUGUAACGGAAAAGGCGUAUUGUUUGUCGAGGCAGAUGCUGACGUGGCUCUCGAUGACUUCGGACAAGAUCUUCAUCCCCCUUUCCCUGAGGAACUUCUGUCUGAUGUGGAGGAUUCGAUGGGGAUUCUGAACUCUCCUUUGAUACUCAUCCAGGUUACGCGUCUGAAAUGCCGCGGAUUUAUCUUUGCCCUCCGAUUCAUUCACGCCUGCAUGUGCGAUGCUGCUGGUCUAUCCCUGUUCUUGAAAACACUAGGCGAGAUAGCGCGUGGAGCCACCGAGCCAUCUAUCCCACCUGUGUGGGACCGUCACCUCCUGAACGCUAGGGUCCCGGCUCGUGUAACACACGUGCACCGCGAGUACGACAAGUUCCAACGCUCCAAUGGAGGUAACGUCGUUCCAUGUGACCGCAUGAUCCAACGCUCCUUCUUCUUCGGUCCCAGAGAGAUCUCAGCCAUCCGUAGACUCGUUCCACCCGAGAUCCACGGCCGGACCACAACCUUUGAACUACUUAUGUCGCUCCUCUGGCGUUGUCGAACCAUCGCCCUACAACCGCUCCCGAACACCGAAACGCGGAUCGUGAUCUCUGUGAACGCGCGUCCUCUUCUUCAAAACCCGCCCCUACCACCUGGAUACUACGGAAACGCGAUCGCAAUUCCUGUGGCCAUAGCUACGGCCAGAGAACUAUCGGAACGACCUCUGGAAUUCGCGUUAAGGCUGGUGCAAGAGGCGAAAUCCGGCGUGACGGAGGAUUACGUCAGGUCCAUGGUCGAUCUAUUAGGAACAAGAGGUCGAAAACACGUGAUGACAUCGGAUACCUUCCUCGUAUCAGACGUGCGGCGUGUCGGUUCGGAGGACAUUGACCUGGGGUGGGGCCCGGCGGUGUAUGGAGGACCGGCAGAGGGCCGUAUGGGUGGCUUUGACGGAAUUAGCUGGCUCGUAUCGUGUAAGAACACGAACGGUGAGACCGGAACCCUCGUGCUGAUCAUUUUGCCGGAGCCAGCGAUGAAGAGGCUCGCGGAACAGCUAACCAAUAUCGUCGACAACGAUGAAAGUGACAGGCCCAUUAAAUCUUCGCUCUAG